Molecule: messenger RNA, 3354 nt
Organism: Microthlaspi erraticum
Lineage: Eukaryota; Viridiplantae; Streptophyta; Magnoliopsida; Brassicales; Brassicaceae
Source: the annotation of a GenBank genome assembly
AUGGAGUCGGAGAGACCUCGAGGUAUCGCAAUUCCCGCGGCCAGAGCGGUGGCGGCUGAUGCGUUUCUUCUCACGCGAAAUCUCUCCGGCACGUUUUCCGCAGGUUCAGUUCCGAUUCGCGCACCUCUUACAAUUGACGACGACGAUGAUGAUGAUUCAGGCUCAGUAACCGACGGAUAUAACUCAGCCAGUAGUGAUGCUAGUAGUUACAGUAAGGGACUUGAUUCUGGGAGUGAUGAGGGUUUUGAGUCUGUUUCGGGAGAUGCAGAUGAUGAGACUGAGUUAGAGGAUGUGAUUGUGGGUGGGAUUAGGGUUGAUAGGCUAAUUGGGGAAGAGCCAGGAAGAGAAAUUGGAGAUGGAAGUGACUUUUCCGGCGGGAGUGUGAUUUAUAGACCAUUUGCUGGUGAUGAUGAUGAGGAAACCUCGGUUAAUUACACUUCUUUUGAGGAAGAGAGUGAGAAUAGUGAUGAGUUUGAGGAAGCUAGCGAGAGUGAAGUUGAUAGAGUUAGCAUGAAAGCGAAAGUUGUCAUUCCCCGAGCUAUUGUGUCUUUGGAUGAUGAUGAAUUUGGUGAAAUUUUGGGUAGUGAUGAUGAAGUGCUUGUAACAAAGUAUCCUGGUGAUGAAGAAACCGUAGUCGAAGAUAGGGAAUUCCAAUCUGGAGAUGUUGGAAUGGUUGAUGAACCAGGCUGCUCGGUCUCUGUUGUAAGUGAAACCGUUCCCUUAGAGGAAGAAGCGGUGAGAAUGAAUGAUCCCGAUAAGUUAGAGGAUGGUUUGAUGUCCUUUGGGAAUAUUCAAGAUUUGAGUCUUUGUGUUCCACCAGGAGGUUCUAAUGAUUUUGUGGUGGAAAAUGAAGAGAAUUUUAUUGAGGAGGGCAUGGGAUUAAGUGGAAGUUCCAAGCAACUUAUUGAGGAAGGGGUAGUUCAAAGAAGUAUCAUCGAGGAUGAUGUUGGUGGUAGCAUUCAUGAAGUCAGCGCCUUAAUGAAAGAAGGUGAUGUAGAAGGAGUAGAAGAUAGUGCAGUUAAAAUAGGAGAAAUGGAAAGGACUGAACCAGAGUGCUCAGGUUCUGUUACAGGUGAACUUGUUUCCACGGAUGAAGAUAUGGUGCAGGUGAAAUUUCCUGGCCAUGGCUUGGUGUCUUUUGAGACUAGUCUUGGUGUUGCGCCGAGAGAUUGCAAUGAGUCUCUAGUGGAAAGUGAAGGAAACGCUGUAGAUGUGGAUAAAGGAUUAGAUGAAACUUUGAGCCAGCUUGUCGAACAAGGGGUAAGUCAAGGAAGUAGCAAUAACAGGAUUGGUGAUGACAGUUCUUGUGAAGCAGAUGAAUUGCUGAUUCCAGGUGCGUGGGUAGAAAGUAGAAAAUCAGGGGAUGACUACACUGGAAAUAUGAUAGGCAGGGCAAAAGAACAGUGUGAGAAUGAUUGUGGUGCUGUUCUCGAAUUAGAAAAGCCUGAAUGUGAGGGCAAACCUGAAACUGGUUUGAGCUCUGAAAGUUCUCAGUUGACUCCAAUUCUGAAUUCUGUAACGACGAGGAACCUUGAGAUCGCUGGAGGAGCAGAUGUUGUUGUAAGUGGGUGUGGUUCUCCCGACCAAAAAGCUGAACAAGAAGCUGAAAAUGAAGAAUCAGAGGAUACUGACACUAAGUUAUCAGUUCUUGAUGAAGAUAGAGCAUCGAGUUUAAGAAGUUCCUUUGGAAUGGCCAAUGAGAGUGUGGAAAAUGGAGAGCAGAUUUCAGACCAGAAUAAUGAGCAAGUCAGUUUUCAGUCUGAUAGUGAAGCGCAUCAAAUCUCAGUGGGCGAAGAAACCACACCUGCAAAUUCUUCUGUGAUUGCUUAUGAUGUAAUGGAAAAUGAGACGCAGAUGGCGCGUCUGAUUCACAAUCACACUUUUAUGGGGCGUGACGAGUAUGAAGGAACAAGUGAUACAAGGGAGAAACUCUCUGAAUCCACUUUCCAAAAUUAUUCUGAAAAAUUAUCCCCUAAUUCUGUGCAGCUGAUAAGUGAGAAAGUGAAGGAAAGAGUUGAGAAGACCAAGCUCUUGAAAGAAAAGCUCCAGAGGAUUAUAAGAAAGAUAGAUUUGUGCAGUGAAAAUCCAGCUGUUACUGAAGUUGAGUCUAAGCUGAGCCUAGCUGGUGGAGAACAUCAAACGUCUUUACGGCUUGGUGACGUGUCUGAGGGAGCAAAGAUAAGGUUGCCUGAACAAGAGUUUCCAGAUGAUGUAGACUUCUCUAUUAACGUCCUUGUCAUCGGGAAAAACGGGGUGGGAAAAAGUGCAACGGUUAAUUCUAUCUUUGGGGAGACUAAGUCUCCUGUUGGUGCGUUUAGAGUAACUACAAAGUCUGCAAAUUACGUAGUUGGGAACGUCGGAGGAAUCCUGGUAAGAAUACUUGACACGCCAGGUCUCAUGUCCGCUGCAACUGAGGAACGGUUUAAUCAGGAAGUUCUCAUGUCGAUCAAGAAGAGCAUGAGAACGUUCCCGGUUGAUGUCAUACUCUAUAUUGACCGUGUAGACGAGAAUCCAGACAUCCAUUUACUCAGAAUCGUCACUAGUUCACUGGGCUCAUCUAUAUGGCAAAACGCUAUCGUUGUUCUAACUCACGCAGCUUCUGGUGUCCCAGAUUCUUCAAGCUACAAAGACUUUAUUGCUCAGAGAUCUUCUCUUAUGCAUCAAUCAAUCAGAAAAGCAGUUCCAGAGUUAAGCUGUGUAGACAGGAGCAAGAUGCCUAGAAUUGUUCUGGCAGAGAACAAUAUGAGCUCUUUCUCAGCAAACAAGAGUAGUGAAUGUACUUGUACGGAGUGGAGAUCGAACCUAAUGAUCUUAUGUUGUUCGGUUAAGAUGGGGUCAAAAGCGGAUUCUUUGCAAAAGCACAAUGCCCUUGUAGAAAAGCCGCUUCGAUCUUUCACUAUGUUCUGUUCCUUGUGGAAUGUGUUGCUUCUCGGAGCUCACUCUGGAGACGCUUCUUCUUUGGAGAAGAAGAAAAGGAAUUUGUUUGAAACUCAUCAUGAAAUCCUGUGGGACGAAGAGAGUCAAGAAUGUCUCGAGCGAGAAGUGAAGAAUCAAGAACCAGAAGACGAGGAGAGAAGAAGACAUGAAGAAGCAAAAAUAAACAUGGGAUUGGAAAAAGGAAGUGUUCUUGAUCGUGUGAGAACGAGAAGAGGAAGGCUUGGGUUCCAAGCAACAAAAAGGUUUGGUGUUUAUCUCGAUACAUCUGAUUUGCACACAGGGUUUGCAAUCGGAAACCGAGGCUACAGAAAGCACGAAGAACAAGAAGGGAGAAUCUUGAUGAGGAUGUCUGUUUUAGGUAUGGUUCCUAUGUUGGUGUCUAUAUUCACUUCCGUCUAUGGUCGAAAAGAUAUUUGA